UAGGCGGUGUUCGCCUUUUGCUACAUCGCUGAAUGUGGCCGUAGGUGUGCAGCUUGCUCCUUGGCUAAUAUGUGUCGACGGGCGAUAGUAUGAGCGCUUCAUCGCAUACGUUACGGCAAUGCUAGGAAUUGGUGCCGUAGAUUUUAUUUGUUGAUAAUCGCCGGGACAUUUUGUGCAGUGCAUGUGCGGAGAGGUCUUCAGUGUGAAGACCCGACUUCGGCAUGUCAUUACAAGAAGCAUAUGAGUCUAGAGAAAGGUCGAAUGAAGGAAAAGCGCCAAGCACGCACAUCACUCAUGCUUCUUCUGCAGGGGACCAAUCAUUACGCACCUACAGUUCUAUUGAAGGCCUUGGAAAUGGUACCACAGCAUCAAAUCAUAAGGUGUUUGAGCCGUCUGACCAGGCGUACUUUCAACAAAAGAUUGAGGUUCCAUACACAGGAGAGACAUCCUUCAGCUGGCGCAAGCUGUGGGCCUUUACAGGUCCAGGUUUCCUGAUGAGCAUUGCAUACCUGGACCCUGGCAACAUUGAGUCAGACCUGCAGUCUGGUGCUCUGGCUGAGUACAAGCUCAUGUGGGUGUUGCUGUCGGCUACUCUGCUGGGCCUGAUGAUGCAGCGUCUGAGUGCUCGGCUUGGCGUUGUGACAGGCCUGCACUUGGCAGAAAUGUGCCGGCGUGGCUAUCCUCGUUUUCCUCGUAUUCUUCUAUGGAUCAUGAUUGAAGUGGCUGUUGUUGGCUCAGACAUGCAAGAGGUCAUCGGCACAGCCAUUGCCAUUUUCCUACUUUCUGGGGGACGGGUUCCACUGUACGCAGGUGUCCUGAUCACAAUAAUAGACACGUUUACAUUCCUGCUGCUGGACAAGUAUGGUCUACGCAAACUUGAAGCUUUCUUCGGCUUCCUCAUUCUCGUCAUGGCACUCACUUUUGGAUACGAGUAUGUGCGGGUGGCCCCGGACCAAGUGAGGGUGGUGGAGGGCCUAUUUGUCCCCUGGUGCUCACAUUGCGACAGCCGGGCCCUAUUGCAGGCAGUAGGCAUUGUGGGUGCAGUCAUCAUGCCACACAAUUUGUACCUCCACUCUGCACUUGUUAAGUCCCGGGCUGUAGACCGUACCGACAAGGUCCAAGUGCGGGAAGCCAACAAGUACUUCUUUAUUGAGGCCUGCAUAGCUCUCCUUGUUUCCUUCAUCAUCAAUAUCUUCGUCAUGGGUGUCUUUGCUCAUGGACUCUAUGGCCGCACGAAUCUCGACAUUAGGAAUCAGUGUAUGGGAACUGAGUUCCAGCACGUCUUUCAUAACAACACAGAUCCUGUGGAUGUGGACAUAUACAAGGGUGGUGUCUACCUGGGCUGUGCAUUUGGCAUGUUCCCACUGUACGUCUGGGCCAUCGGAAUUCUAGCUGCUGGACAGAGCUCCACAAUGACCGGAACUUACUCAGGCCAAUUCAUCAUGGAGGGAUUCCUAAACCUGCCCAUCAGCCGGUGGUUGCGAGUGCUGAUCACGCGGCUAAUCGCCAUCGCGCCCACCAUCUUGUGCGCGGUCUUUGGCAACAUAGAGCAGCUUUCUGGGAUGAAUGACCUGCUCAAUGCGCUCAUGAGCCUGCAACUUCCCUUCGCUCUCAUCCCCACCCUGACCUUCACGACGUCAGCGGCAUUCAUGGGCGAGUUCAGAAACGGAACGUUGACCAAAAUAGGUGCCAGUCUGCUGUCGAUGGUUGUGAUUAGCAUCAACUUGUACUUUGUGAGCAACUUUGUGCACGAGAAUCUUCCAUCUCACUGGGCUGUGUACGUUGGAGUGGCACUUUUCGGGCUCCUGUACUUGGGCUUCAAUCUAUACCUGUUGGCCCACCUUUUGGUUGUGUUUGGCUGCACGUUACUGCUUCAACUUCCUUUCGUUGGCCCGCAUCUCAAAGAGCGCAGUGACCGGGUGCUGUUUAGUGACUCAUCUCAGACGGACAUGUCGUCAUCUCCUGAUAUUUGUAUAUUACAGAAAGAAAAUCCGUUGGUUACUGAGAAAAACUGCUCGAGUUGAAAAUGGGUGAACUCGUACCAGUUAGUACCCACUUCUGAGUGAUUGCAUCCUCCAUCGACAUGUCCACAACUGAACGAAUUGGGUUGUUGAACUUGCAAUUGAAGAGCGUUGGCGUUUCUGUGAAUGCGACGUUGUACAUAGUGAUUUAGUACUGUCCCUUUCUGUGUGCUGCCGCUGGAAUCUGUCCGCACAAUUUUAUCGACGUAACUCGAAUAAUGCACAAGAGAAUAUUUAUUAAUGGCAGUGUUUCUCCAUAAUUAUGGAAACACUGUGGACAGUUAAUAAACAGAUGUGCUCUUAUAAUAUUACUACGGCAUGAGCUAG
Rhipicephalus microplus (southern cattle tick) is the source of this 2348-nucleotide messenger RNA. RefSeq names its product solute carrier family member malvolio (gene Mvl). Gene Ontology annotation, biological process: iron ion transmembrane transport; manganese ion transport. Lineage: Eukaryota; Metazoa; Arthropoda; Arachnida; Ixodida; Ixodidae. Gene Ontology annotation, cellular component: endosome membrane; plasma membrane. The record is from RefSeq and is a predicted model, not a curated record. Gene Ontology annotation, molecular function: iron ion transmembrane transporter activity; manganese ion transmembrane transporter activity; cadmium ion transmembrane transporter activity.